This is a messenger RNA of Triticum aestivum (bread wheat), 1680 nucleotides long. RefSeq names its product cysteine-rich receptor-like protein kinase 6. The transcript is spliced from 6 exons. Lineage: Eukaryota; Viridiplantae; Streptophyta; Magnoliopsida; Poales; Poaceae. Bases 1 to 1680 code for a protein of 559 amino acids. Gene Ontology annotation, biological process: protein phosphorylation. The record is from RefSeq and is a predicted model, not a curated record. Gene Ontology annotation, molecular function: protein kinase activity; ATP binding.
AUGAUCAUCGUCUUCCUGCUCAUUCUCGGCUUUAAGCCAUUCGUCACGGCCAGCAAACCACUAGCGCAGUUCUGCGACGAUAGUAUCUCCAACAUGAACGAUAGCACCUACCAGGCCAACCUUAAACUCCUAUCCACCAAGCUAUCCAGGAGUGCCUCAUUCAAACAAACCCUCCUCGCCAAGGGCUUUGUCAGAACCGACCAAGAUCGCAUAUACGGUGUCGCUGUAUGCCGUGGCGACAUCGCGUACAACAACCCUAUCUGCACCAGCUGCAUCACCACAGCAUUCCAUGAUGCGUGGCGGCUGUGCGGACCCUACGACAUGCAUGUCUUGUAUGAGUACUGCAUCGUCCACAUCUCCGCCACGGACCUUACCUACGACUCCAGUGCUGUGCUAAACAGCUUGAUGAUCUUUAUGGACAGCGUGCAAGGCUAUACGGGUUCCAGCAUUUCGACCAAGUAUGGUGCCUACACCGGUGUCAGCAUCAAUGACAACAUCAUGGUGCUGAUUCAAGAGACGGCCAAACAAGUGGUGUACAACUCGACGAUGAGGUAUGCCACUGGCCGCAUGGAUUUGAACAACACAAUCCCGUUGCUCUACUCUUUAGCGCAGUGUAACCUGGACCUGCCACCAAAUGACUGCUGGGAUUGCCUCAACAAUAUCAGGAGCACAGCAAAGAAUUUCUCCUACCUGCAACGUGGUGAAUGGAUUGCUAGUGUGUGGUGUAAUUUAUGGUACGACACGUAUCAGUUCUACGAGGGCCAGCCAAUGAAGCAGAUCACCUGGUCAGAUUCUGUAGAUCCAACAACAAACAUGGUAGCACCCCAGCCGGCGCCAGGGCCAGUUGGUGUUCCGAGGCAGAAAGACAAGAAUAAGGCAGUUGCUGUGCCCAGCAGGAAACUCCCAAGUAAAGUGAGCUCACAGGAAGAUGAAGAACUAGUCUGGGGAAUAGGAAGAAGUUCAGAGUUCACGUUUUUUGACUUUUCACAAGUAUCAGAUGCAACAAGUAACUUCUCAGAUGAAAAUAAAUUGGGACAAGGUGGUUUUGGCCCAGUAUACAAGGGUCAGCUACCGAAAGGAUCGGAGGUAGCAAUUAAGAGACUAGCUUCACAGUCAGGGGAUCUUAAAGCAAGCAACAUUCUUUUGGACAGUGAAAUGAAUCCUAAAAUAUCAGAUUUUGGGCUUGCAAAAAUAUUCAGCUCAAAUGAUACUGAAGGGAACACAAAAAGGAUUGCUGGGACAUAUGGGUAUAUGGCUCCUGAGUAUGCUUCAGAGGGUCUCUUCUCGAUCAAAUCUGAUGUAUUCAGCUUUGGUGUGCUGAUUCUCGAGAUCAUCAAUGGAAAAAGAAACUCAUGUUUCCAUCAAAAUGGGGACUUCUUCAAUCUUCUCGGAUAUGCAUGGAAGUUGUGGAAAGAGGAAAGAUGGCUGGAGUUCGUCGAUGAAUCAAUAGUUUCAGAGUCUGACGUGUUAGAGACAAUGAGGUGUAUCAACAUCGCAUUGCUGUGUGUGCAAGAGAAUGCAGCUGAUAGACCCAGCACAACAAGUUUGGUUGCAAUGCUAAGCAGUGAAAGUAUGACCCUGCCUGAACCUAAGCAUCCGGCGUAUUUCCACAUAAGGGUAACGGAGGAAGAGCCACCUAGUGCUAAUGAUGUGACGAUGUCUGCUCUACAGGGCAGAUAG